AUGCCCGCGGAUCGUUUUCGGGAUAAGUUAUAUCCAAUAGGUAUUGUUCCUGCAAAAGUUUUGAAAUACGGCCACUGGCUACCAGAGGAAGAUGAACAACUCCACUCACUGGUCGAAAUGUUUGGGCCAAAAAACUGGGAGAAAUUGGCCGUUUACCAUUCAACUCGAAACGGCAAACAAAUGAGAGAACGUUGGCUAUCUUAUGCAAAGAACGGAGCGGUUAACAAAGGACCCUUUACGGCCAAAGAAACCGCCAUUAUCUGUUAUUUGCAUUUAAAGAAGAGAGUCGGAUGGGCACAUAUUGCAAAAGCACUCAACACCGGUCGUCCGCCAAACACAUGCAAGAAUCAUUAUCACAACUAUAUCAGCAAACGUGCUCGGGAUCCGGCAUUUGUUGAGAGAUGUGCACAAAUAUAUGAUAGAGAGGUAGUAUGGCCGUCAUUGUCAAGGUAA
Molecule: messenger RNA, 453 nt
Organism: Paraglomus occultum
Lineage: Eukaryota; Fungi; Glomeromycota; Glomeromycetes; Paraglomerales; Paraglomeraceae
Source: the annotation of a GenBank genome assembly